AUUUUGUGAACCGAGUUACCGUCUUAUCACAGAGGAAGUAUAAUAUUAAAGGGGUAUUGGCUGUAUAACUUGUGCACUGCAGAUUUAGCAUAUACUUUAAGCAAUAGGAUAGAAUAGUAAAAGUUACACAUCUUUCUACUAUAUAAUUAACCAAUAUGCCCCAUGUUGCAUAGUAGUAUUCAAGAAGAAAGCAAGAUUUGAGUGUAGAAAGCUACCAAAAGAAGGAGAAAUGGGAGCAGCUACUGCCACUCCCCUUUGUGUCUUUUUAUCACUUAUUCUUUUAUCACUACUGCAUGCUCCCACCUUUGCCAGAGAAAAGCACUCUUAUGUGGUGUACAUGGGAGCUCAUUCUCAUGGCAAGAGUGUCUCGUCUGCUGAUCUUGAUCGCGUGACUGAGUCACAUUAUAAGUUCCUCCAGUCAUUCUUGACAAGGACUGAGGAGGCUAAAGAUUGCAUCUUUUACUCGUAUACAAGACACAUUAAUGGUUUUGCUGCAACACUUGAUGAUGAAGAAGCAGCCCAGAUUGCUAGGCAUCCCAAUGUAGUUUCGAUUUUUCCAAACAGGGGGAGAAAAUUACAUACCACCAGGUCAUGGGGAUUCAUGGGGCUCGAAGAUCAUGGUGUAGUCCGUCCCAGCUCGAUCUGGAAAAAGGCCAGAUUCGGUGAAGAUACUAUCAUUGGCAAUCUAGACACUGGUGUCUGGCCGGAAUCUGAGAGCUUUAGUGAUGAAGGACUGGGACCAGUUCCAUCAAAGUGGAAAGGCAUCUGUCAAAAUGAUGGUGAUCCCAGCUUUCACUGCAACAGGAAGCUGGUUGGAGCUCGGUAUUUUAACAAAGGUUAUGCUGCUGUAGUUGGAUCUCUUGAUCCGGUCUAUGACACACCACGUGAUAUUGAAGGACAUGGAUCACACACUUUAUCAACAGCAGGUGGUAGUUUUGUGCCUGGGGCAAAUGUUUUUGGUUACGGCAAUGGGACAGCAAAAGGUGGAUCACCAAAAGCACGAGUGGCUGCAUACAAGGUCUGCUGGCCCCCUGAGGGUGGUAAUGAGUGCUUUGAUGCAGAUAUAUUAGCUGCAUUUGAUGUUGCCAUUGAUGAUGGUGUGGAUGUGCUGUCUGUUUCACUGGGAGGUGAUGCUGUUGGGUUUUUCAAUGACAGCGUGGCCAUUGGUUCUUUUCAUGCUGUUAAGCAUGGGAUAUUUGUUUCCUGUUCAGCCGGAAAUUCUGGACCAGAUGCAGGUACUGUUGCGAACGUAGCACCUUGGCAAUUCACAGUUGGAGCCAGCACCAUGGAUCGCCAGUUUCCUAGUUAUGUCACUCUUGGCAAUAAGAUUCGGUUCAAGGGAGAAAGUCUUUCAGUAGAAGUUUUGCCAAGAAAGCAUUUCUAUCCAGUCGUUAGAUCUAAAGAUGCCAAAGCUGCUGAUGCAUAUGCAGAAGACGCUGAACUUUGCAAAGCUGGAUCUUUGGAUUCUACUAAGGUGAAGGGAAAGAUAUUGGUCUGUCUUCGGGGUGAUAAUGCCAGGGUUGACAAGGGCCAGCAAGCUCUUUCAGCAGGUGCUGUGGCAAUGAUCCUCGCUAACAAUGAAGUUUCUGGAAAUGAAAUAAUCGCUGACCCUCAUGUGCUUCCUGCCUCACAUAUUACCUACACUGAUGGCCUUGCCGUCUAUGAAUACAUCCAAUCAACUAAGUCUCCGGUGGCUUACUUAACCCGUCCAACAACUCAGUUAGGUACAAAACCAGCUCCCUUCAUGGCUGCUUUUUCGUCAACAGGACCAAACCUUGUCACUCCUGAGAUCCUCAAGCCUGAUAUCACUGCCCCAGGAGUAAGCAUAAUAGCUGCUUACACAAGAGAAGUAGGACCAACAAAUCAGCGAUUUGACAAGCGACGAGUUCUUUUUAAUGCAGUAUCAGGAACUUCCAUGUCAUGCCCUCAUAUUUCUGGCAUUGCCGGCCUGCUGAAAACUCUGUAUCCAACAUGGAGUCCUGCUGCAAUCAAAUCUGCAAUCAUGACUACUGCAAGAACACAGGAUAACAAUAUGCAUGCAAUGACCAAUGCAUCCCACUUGAAGGCAUCACCUUUCUCAUAUGGAGCAGGACAUGUGCAACCAAACCGUGCUAUGGAUCCCGGAUUGGUUUAUGACCUAACUGUAGACGAUUACCUUGUAUUCUUGUGUUCCCUCAAUUACAAUCAAAGUCAGAUCACACUGUUUUCAGAGGAGCCUUAUACCUGCCCGAAACACAUUAUUCUCAUGAAUUUCAAUUAUCCUUCCAUCACCGUCCCUAACCUCAAAGGCUCAAUUACAGUGACCAGAACGGUUAAAAAUGUUGGUUCACCAGGUACGUACAAAGCACGCAUAGUUAGGCCACCAGGAAUAACAGUUGCAGUUAAGCCAACUAGCCUGAAAUUUGGAAAGAUUGGCGAAGAGAAGAAAUUUAAAAUUACAAUGAAGCUCAAACAAAGAAGUGCAGCCAAGGACUAUGUGUUUGGGAAGUUGAUAUGGUCAGAUGGUAAGCACUUUGUGAGGAGUCCUAUUGUGGUUAAGGCAUUUUAAAAUUUUAAUGCUAGCAGGUUAUAAUGAUAAUUUAUUCUUCUUCUUUUUCAUA
Messenger RNA from Daucus carota subsp. sativus, 2600 nucleotides. RefSeq names its product subtilisin-like protease SBT5.3. The transcript is spliced from 11 exons. Gene Ontology annotation, biological process: proteolysis. Bases 230 to 2548 code for a protein of 772 amino acids. Gene Ontology annotation, molecular function: serine-type endopeptidase activity. The record is from RefSeq and is a predicted model, not a curated record. NCBI's taxonomy places the organism in Eukaryota, Viridiplantae, Streptophyta, Magnoliopsida, Apiales, Apiaceae.